Messenger RNA from Bombina bombina (fire-bellied toad), 1077 nucleotides. RefSeq lists its product as uncharacterized. The transcript has 3 exons. NCBI's taxonomy places the organism in Eukaryota, Metazoa, Chordata, Amphibia, Anura, Bombinatoridae. The record is from RefSeq and is a predicted model, not a curated record. The coding region runs from base 96 to 701 and encodes 201 amino acids.
UCUAACUUCUAUAUUUUCCCCCUGGCAUAUAAUACUCUGUGCUAACAACGUUCUUCUUCAUCUGCACAGAUCCCAUUGCGGUACCCAGUAAUCUCAUGAUGAAUAUGGGGUUAACAGGCUAUCAUCUUCCCUUGGUCCUGUGUCUGAUCAUCAGAAAAGUAUACAGUCAGUACCCUGUGGAUGAUGAUGAGACAGUAAAUGGGAUUCUCAACCAACCUGUUUCUUUAAACUGUAUAUACCUUACCCCAGAUAACUGGGACCAUAAGGAGGUGCAAGUCAUCUGGUUCAAAAACUUUACAGUGAAAUUAUGGGACUGUAUAGUAAAGCAAGAGGAAGCUCCUCUCUGCCAGAGCUCACCGUUCAUAGACAGAAGUCAGCUCUCAAAUCACAUAAUGGAUGGAAACGUCUCUCUGGAGAUACACAAGCUGCAGGCUUCCGAUGCUGGACCCUACCAGUGCUGGGUGAUGCUCUCUGACUUCUACAAAAGACAAGACCUGAUGCUCAGGGUACAAGAUGAACCUAAAGAUGAUCUGACAAUCCAAUAUGAAGCAAGACAGUCUGUCAAUCAACUUGAGACCAAUCAUUUAAAGAGCGAUCUUAUUAUGGGCGGGUGGCUCUUUACUCUCUUAUUGUCUGGAUUUAUUUUUUAUCAAAAUUGUUGUAUAAGGAAUAAAAAGCGGAACUACAGGAUCAUCAUCUGAUUCAUCCAAAAAUUUUAUUCAUAAAGACGUAUCCAAAGAAAAUCAAGGAUCUGAAUCUAAAAAAACUAUAAAGCUUCUGAACUAAUUUUUAUGGGCUAGAUUAUAAGUGGUGCGCUAUUUAGCGCAUUCGCUCGAGUGCAAACACAACCAGAAGUAAGCUUUUAACGCACAGGUUAUUAUAAAUGUUUAGGAAAUAUAUAUUUAAAAAUAAAAAGAACAUUUCUUGUAUCUGAAGAACAUUGGAAUGUAAAAAUGGCUAACGCACUUCGGGUUUCGUGCUGUAGGUCUAACACGGCGUCAGGUUAGCACGCAUGAUGAAUUAGUUAUCUAAAGGCGCGGUAUGUAAAUAUUAAAUGAAAAAUAUGUAAACAAAUAU